Molecule: messenger RNA, 1185 nt
Organism: Zasmidium cellare ATCC 36951
Lineage: Eukaryota; Fungi; Ascomycota; Dothideomycetes; Mycosphaerellales; Mycosphaerellaceae
Exons: 1
Coding region: 1-1185 (394 amino acids)
Source: RefSeq, a predicted model, not a curated record
AUGUACUCCUCUCUUCUGGAUGAGUUUCAACCAAACAAGGGGGUGUAUGGAGGUAUCUUCAGCGCAGAUCGUGCACCAACUGCAGAAGCAAGGCAUUACUCGAGCAUAGCAAUCUGUAUCAGAGAGCUUCUCCCAUGGGGUGCUCAGCGGACACCGGUCUUGGAUCCAUCAAUUUUCAGUCUUUUGACUCCGUACUACGGAAGACUUCAUGGCGAUGCUGGACUUGUCGAGAUGGGUCGCUCGAGUUACGCCACCGCCUUGUCUCAGUAUCAUAGCCGCCUGGACAGAUUUUUCUCCCGCGGGAAACUUGAGGAGCAAGCACAACCACGUUUGAUACGCGCGUCCAUUGCUCUUCAAUACUUUGAGCACCUUGAAAAAGUCGAAGUCUUUGAUGCUGGACAUCAAGCUCAUGUUGAUGGCGCUCUACAGCUCUUGCAGAUGAGUGGGCCUGACUUGCUCCGAGGCUCACGAGCUUUUCGUCUCACCAUCAGCAGCCUGAAGCCGGUUGCUACACACUUGGCUAUAUACCGUCGUCAGUCUAGUUUUUUGUCCGAGGAUCAAUGGCGUGAGCAAAUCCCAGACGGUGAGGAGAAGACAGCACGCGAACAGCUGUUCGACAUAGGUCUGGAAAUUCCUGCACUCCUCGGUACUGCAGACAGUCACAUGUCAGCACGACAAGAGGGCGUUCUCGAGCCGGCCCAAUUCGUUGACUCAACCCUUCACUUGCUGCUGGAUUUCGGGAUCCUAUGGAGUCGACUGGAGACCUGGCUUCACGGCCUGAUGGCCAAUGCUCGUGGUCCGCUCUACUGGCCACGAAGUCAGCCGCGUGUUGCAACCAUGCCGACAACAGAUGGGGAGUGUUCUCCAAGAGAUCGGGAUAACAACUAUCAGCUUUCGUUCGCUUACGGCCCAUAUGCUGGUCUCUUGGUUCAAUACUGGACUUUCCAGCUCGAGCUGUUGAUGAAAAUUAUCGAUCUCCGUCAAGCGAUUCUCGCUCGUUCCGGCUCACCCUAUGUGCGGAAAAUGACAUUUGACACCCUGACUGAGAACAAGAGCCUGGCGGAUGAGAUUUCAAGGCUAAUCUUCGAAGCUCAGAUCUACCUGGAAUGCUGUCUGGAAGGUUUCAUCUGCAUGCAACUCCCUCUGAGGACGAUCACCAAGUACUUUGAUCGACCGAACGUCUAA